Molecule: messenger RNA, 795 nt
Organism: Dibothriocephalus latus
Lineage: Eukaryota; Metazoa; Platyhelminthes; Cestoda; Diphyllobothriidea; Diphyllobothriidae
Source: the annotation of a GenBank genome assembly
CUGAAGCUCAAUGUUUGUCAGUAUUCCUGGCGCGCAGUUACCAGUCUGGGUGAUGUGGCCGUGGAGGGAAAUUACGGCGGAACGCAGUAUGUGGACGCAAUGGAAAGCCUGUGUAUAGAACGCGCGCUGAAGCUUUUCAGUCUAUCGCCAGAGGAUUGGGGCGUUAAUGUCCAACCCUACAGUGGGUCGCCUGCCAACUUUGCCGUCUAUACAGGUCUUGUUGGACCUCGUGGACGAAUAAUGGGAUUGUCCCUCCCUGAUGGAGGUCAUCUUACCCACGGAUACUCUGCAGCUGAUGGAGAAAAGGCUUCUGCCACCAGCGCCUUCUUCGAGUCCAAGCGCUACUGCGUUGACAAGGAAACCGGUCUGAUUGACUACGACACACUCGCCACCACGGCGAAAGUCUUCAGACCAAAGUUAAUUGUUGCAGGCACAUGUGGCUAUUCCCGGCACCUGGACUACGCGAGGUUUCGUCAGAUUGCCGACUCUGUGGGGGCCAUCAUCAUGGCAGACAUGGCACACAUCAGUGGUCUGAUAGCAACCGGCCUGCAUCCCUCACCUUUCGAGUACGUGGACAUUGUCACCACAACCACCCACAAGACGCUACGAGCAGCCCGCGGUGCCAUGAUCUUCUAUCGCAAGCGCAAACUGGCGCCGUUCCCUCUCGCAGCAGCAGUCGCCAUGAAUGGGGUCUGUCUUGUGUUUAUCGUCGUGGUCCUCCCUUCUCCGAAAUUCAUCGCCCCCUUUUUGCUUGCUGUUCAGCUCUGGGGAAUCUAUAGAAGCCGUUUUAACUAA